CAUAAGUAAAAAUCACUAAUUUUUCUUUAGCGCAACAACUUCCAGAUAUCUAUCUGAGGGAAAUUGAUAACUACAAAAUUAUCAGAAUUAAAGUUCGGAUUUUUCACUAGAAAUCUCUCUCACUGUUAGUUUUUAUUAAAAGGAAUCGUGUGUUUUUCGUAAUUUCGGCGAAAUGGCAUUGGGGAAGAAGAAAUUAGGUGCCGUGAAAUUAUCAUCAAACUCGAAUCAAAACGUAGUGGGCGAUGGAAGAUUAGGGUUAGGGUUAGAGUUUGUUAAGUACAAGAGAGGAUUUGGGAGGAAGAGGGUUUUGAUUUCCAGUGGCAAGAUCCGAGAUUCCGGGAAACUUUGCGAAAAAACAGAAGGCAAGACUCGAGAGCUUGAAGCUCUCCCUCAUGAUAUUCUGGUAAGGAUUAUAUGUGGAGUGGAGCAUGAAGACUUGAAGCAAUUGUUUAAUGUGUCUAAGACUAUAAGAGAAGCUACAUUGAUCGCAAAGAAUUGGCAUUUUGAAUAUAGCACACCAAGGAAAACUCUGUUUUUUCGAGGUGGGUGUGAUUCUAUGAUCGAUUUGGGAGAUGAAAUCCAAGCUCCAAUACUGAAAAAGUACCGCUUUUCGAGGAUUAUCUGCGACAAGAAAUUUUCUAAGAUCUCAAUGGCUCUUUUCAAAUGAAUCUGACAACUUGGGUUUAAGGAUCAGGUUUUGCCUCCUCUUUUUUUUUGUUGGAGACCUGGUCAAAAGACUCGAAACUA
Molecule: messenger RNA, 747 nt
Organism: Eutrema salsugineum
Lineage: Eukaryota; Viridiplantae; Streptophyta; Magnoliopsida; Brassicales; Brassicaceae
Product: F-box protein At1g61340
Exons: 4
Coding region: 173-667 (164 amino acids)
Molecular function (GO): protein binding
Source: RefSeq, a predicted model, not a curated record